Molecule: messenger RNA, 510 nt
Organism: Ylistrum balloti
Lineage: Eukaryota; Metazoa; Mollusca; Bivalvia; Pectinida; Pectinidae
Exons: 5
Source: RefSeq, a predicted model, not a curated record
AACAUUGAUACUAUUCAGUUUAUCGGCGUCACUCUGACAGGACAAUGGCGUUAUCUGGAAAUGUACAUAUUCUAAUCAUCAUCAUGAUGGCAGUUUCGAUGGAAGUUUCGCACCAACUAUCUGUAAGCAUUUCCAAUAUACACCUUGCCGUCGAUUGCGAUUUGCUUUGUCCAUUAUAUUUCCGGAUUUGUGUCUUCAUUCUUCCGGAUCUCGGACAUUGCUCAAGUACAAGAGCACCCCUUGACUGCCUGGAUACCAAGUGCAAAGAACUGACUAUGCGAAGUGUAAAUCAUUCAAACCUUUAUUUUACACCUCAGAACAUCCACAACGAAACAGCAAUAAACGUCUUUAUUUCUGAGAUUAAAACAACCGGAUAUUGUGAGCCCUCUAUACCGAAUGAUUGCCGGUAUAUGAACCAAUCUUCCUAUCUAAUCAACGAUGGACCUUUCAGUUUUCAGGUAACACUUACAGGUUUACCUGCACUAAGGUAUUUUCCACCGACACUUCCAG